This is a messenger RNA of Hippoglossus stenolepis (Pacific halibut), 4374 nucleotides long. RefSeq names its product E3 ubiquitin-protein ligase RNF123. The record is from RefSeq and is a predicted model, not a curated record. Gene Ontology annotation, cellular component: cytoplasm. The transcript is spliced from 40 exons. Bases 335 to 4324 code for a protein of 1329 amino acids. Lineage: Eukaryota; Metazoa; Chordata; Actinopteri; Pleuronectiformes; Pleuronectidae. Gene Ontology annotation, molecular function: protein binding; ubiquitin-protein transferase activity.
CUUCCUGUGGACAUCAGCGGGACUCCUCUCAGCUGUCAGCCCGGAGGACAGACACCGUGACCGGCCACAGCUGCAGCAGAGGCCCGGUGACCUGAAGCCAGCGGUGCGUGCUAACCUUAGCUUCAUGUAGCUGCUGUUAGCUAACGGCUAACAGCGAGCAGCCGAGGACCGGGACUGUCCGGGGACACGGUCCAGAUCAGCCGGGCUCGACCCACAGUGACCGGGGAGACGGUGCUACCCGAACCGGGUGUAACUGGUUUAACUGGGAGCUAACAUGCGAACAGCUGCGUUAGCUUCAUAAGAUACCGGGGGGCAGCUGACCCUGUCAGACAGGAUGAGCUCUCGAGGAGGAGGCACCGCUCUGACUCGCCGUAACUACAGACUGUCAUCAGACAGUGACAAGGCCAGAGCUACAGGGAUCGUGAAUGAGAAGCUGCUCAGUGAUUAUCUCCAUCAUGUGUUUCCUUCAACCAAACAUGGACCAGCAGUCGCCUCGCUCAGGAAGCCUCUUGGUUUCCAGGAUCUUGGUUGCCACCUUGAGAACCUUCUGUCAGAAGAAGAACCUUCAGAGGAGAUCAGAGAUCAGCCUGUGGAGGGUCGUCUGGGUCCUCAGCCGGUCGUCCUCGAUCACACCAGUGGAUUUGAAGGUCUCCUGUUUGUCGAUGACGACCUGCUCGGGGUCAUAGGUCACAGCAACUUCAGCUCCAUCAGAGCCACCACUUGUGUUUAUAAAGGGAAGUGGGCGUACGAGGUUCUGAUCUCGUCACAGGGUCUGAUGCAGAUCGGCUGGUGUACACUGAACUGUCGCUUUAACCAGGAGGAGGGUGUAGGUGACACACCUGAUUCUUAUGCGUACGAUGGAAACAGAGUGAGGAAGUGGAACGUGACGACCACAAACUACGGGAAGUCGUGGGCGGCAGGAGACAUCGUCAGCUGUCUGAUCGACCUGGACGAAGGAACCAUCACAUUCUGCUUGAAUGGACAGUCUCUGGGCACAGCUUUCACCAACAUAAAGACGGGUCCGGGCGUCGCCUACUUUCCCUCCAUCAGUUUGUCGUUCAAAGAGUCAGUGGCAUUUAACUUCGGCAGCCGGCCGCUGCGGUAUCCUGUGGACGGUUACCUGCCGCUGCAGAACCCUCCGACCUCUGACCUGCUGAAAGCUCACAAGCUGCUUGGAUACAUCAAGAACGUCCUCUGCAGCGCCAUCGACACUCAGGAGGACAGGCUGCUGGAGACGGAUUGUGCGAUGUGGAGUCUUCAUGGAGAACCGACAGUCCUCGUCACUCUGGCUCACAUCUUCAACCACUUUGCUCCUCUCAUGUGUAAGGUGUACCUGGUGGAGGACGUGCUGAUGAACUUCCUGUUGGGGAUUCUGGAGGGAGGAGGUUCAGUGGAUGAACAUCCACUGAUACAACAACUACUGGACCUGUUCUGGCUGCUGAUGGAGGACUAUGAAGUGAACGAGUGUCUGAAGCAGUUGAUGAUGUCACUUCUCAGAGCCUAUCGGUUCUCUCCCAUCAUCCCUGACCUCGGCUUCCAGAUCCACUACCUGCGUCUGACCACGGCCGUCCUGCAUCAUGAGAAGUCCAGGAAGUACCUGCUCAACAACGUCUUGUUCGACGUCCUGCGAUCUGUCGUCUUCUUCUACAUCAAGACUCCUCUGAGGGUUAAGGAGGCGGGGCUUGAAGAGCUCAUCCCCACCACCUGGUGGCCAACACAUUUCGACAAGGAGGGUAAAGACGAGCGGGAGUGUAAAGAUGAGAGUGCAGACGAGCGUCUGAGGCGCCGAGCGUAUGAGCGAGGUUGUCAGAGACUGAAGAAGAGGAUAGAAGUGGUGGAAGAGUUGCAGGUUCAAAUCCUGAGGCUGCUGCUAAAUAACAAAGACAAAACGACGGGAGAAGCGUCUCGUUAUAUUUUCCUCAACAAGUUCAGGAAGUUCUUGCAGGAGAAUGCCAGUAACAGAGGGCACCCCACAGCUCUGUGUCCUCCUGAGUACAUGGUGUGUUUCCUGCACCGCCUCAUCACGGCGGUGAGAACCUGCUGGGACGACGGGAACAGGAAGACUCAGGGCAGCGUCAGGAGUGAAGAGGCGUACGUCCCCCCUCAGCUCUUCUACAAUGGGAAGGUGGAUUACUUUGACCUGCAGAGACUGGGGGGGCUCCUCUCCCACCUCAAGAAAACACUCAAAGAUGAUUUGGCAAGUAAAGCCAACAUCAUCAUCGACCCUGCAGAGAUUCAGGCCGCAUCGAUGGACGACCUGGACGAGGACGAGGAGAGCGGAGCAGCACAGAGGCCGUUCGGUGCAGCGAUGGGUGGAGCUCUGGCGAGGCCCAGCUGGUUGAGUUCUCCCACUUUGGGACGGGCCAACCGGUUCCUGAGCACGGCCGCCGUCAGCCUGAUGACUCCCAGACGACCCCUGACUCAGCCCGAGAAGGUGAAGGUUCGCACGCUGACUGUGGAGCAGAGGACGGAGGAGGACAUCGAGGGUAGCCAUGGUAACGAUGGCCUGUUGCUGGGGCGACCAGUGGAGGAGCCCGAGCAGCCAGUGGCAGAUAAGUCGCUGCUGGAAAUCGUCGACGGGAUCGUGAUGAUGUACAACCUGAGCGUCCACCAGCAGCUGGGGAAGAUGGUGGUGGUUUCAGACGACGUCCAUGAAUACGCUGUGGCGCUGAAGGACACAGAGGAGAAGAUCGCUCGCUGCCCCGCACGAAGAUCAGACAUCCUGGACGAGCUGCAGAAGAGUCAGAAGGUUUUCUCAGAGAAGCUGAAUCACCUCAGCAGGAGACUGGCCUGGAUCAACGCCACCAUCUACUCCAAGGAGAAGAUGCUGGAUGUGUACUGGCUGCUGUGCGUUUGCAUUCGCACCAUCGAACACGCAGACAACACGGGCUCCUUGUUCGCCUUCACUCCUGAAUUCUACCUCAACGUGGCCAUGAACGCUUACAGCGCCCUGAAGAACUACUUCAGCCCCGCCAACAGCAUGGAGGAGCUACCAGGUUACGAAGAGACACUGACUCAGCUGGCUGCCAUCCUCGCCAAACACUUUGCUGAUCCACGCAUCGUCGGAACAGACAUUAAAGAUUCUCUGAUGCAGGCCCUCGCCAGCUACGUCUGCUACCCACAAUCCCUCAGGGCAGUGGAGAGGAUCCCAGAGGAGCAACGAGUGGCCAUGAUGAGGAACCUGCUGGCUCCGUAUGAACAGAGACCCUGGGCUCAGACCAACUGGAUCCUGGUCCGACUGUGGAGGGGCUGUGGUUUUGGAUACAGAUACACUCGUCUUCCUCACCUCCUGAAAACCAAACCUGAGGACGCCAACCUGCCCAGUCUGCAGAAGCCGUGUCCGUCGCUGCUGCUGCAGAGACACAUGGCGGAGCUGCUGAGUGUUGACAAAGACAUGGCCGCCUCGUUCCUCAACAGCGUCCUGAACCAGCUCAACUGGGCGUUCUCUGAGUUCAUCGGGAUGAUCCAGGAGAUCCAGCAGGCCGCAGAGCGUCCAGAGAGAAACUUCGUUGACACUCGGCAGCUGAAGGUGUGUGCGACCUGCUUCGACCUGUCCGUCAGUCUGCUGCGAGUCUUGGAGAUGACCGUCACUCUGGUUCCUGAGAUCUUCCUCGACUGGUCCCGCCCCUCCGCAGAGUUGCUGCUCAGACGACUGGCUCAGCUGUUGAACCAGGUUUUGAACAGAGUGACAGCAGAGAAGAACCUGUUUGAUCGUGUUGUCAACUUAAGACUUCCAGGUCUGGAGAGUGUCGAUCAUUAUCCAAUCCUCGUUGCUGUCACAGGGAUCCUGGUUCGGAUCCUGGUGGACGGAGACAGACAGGGGAUAUCUCGCGCUGCGUCCGUCCUGCUCUCUGACCCCUGCUUCCAGCUCCACUCCAUCCAACACUUGUUGGGAGAGGGGGCGGAGCCCUCCAGAUCCUUACCUGCAGCCGCCUCCCCCGCUCGUCCAGUAGUCGGAUCUCUGGGGUCGUCUGUGGCCCCUCCCAUCCCCUCAGCCGCAGGAAACACAGGAUCGACCGAGCGAAAACACUUCUCUCUGCACGCAUACACCGACUACAUCAGCGAGGAGGAGAAACACAAGGUGGAGCUGAUGUUGGCGUUUCUCACUGAGGAGUCCAAACAGGCGGCGGCGAGCACAGCUCCGACGAGUGAAGAAGAUCUUUGUCCGAUCUGCUACGCUCACUCCAUCUCUGCUGUGUUCAAGCCCUGUUCACACAAGUCCUGCAAAGCCUGUAUCAACCAACACCUGAUGAACAACAAGGACUGUUUCUUCUGCAAAGCCACAAUCACUGGAGUGGACGACUACAACAAGCCAGCCUCCUAACACACACAGACACACACAGAGACACACAGAGACAGAGACACACACAGAGA